AUCGUGUAGAUCCCGUUGACCGGUUUGCCUCUGAAUUCACGAGGGGAAGCGUUCACACGAGACAGCAUUAAGUGUAAAACGAUCCACUUCAAACCGAAAAAGACACAUCUGCGUUAGCUUCCCGGCUCGUCCUAUCUGUUAUUUCACUCUGCAGCAAUGAACAUCUUCAGACUGAUAGGGGACCUCUCUCAUUUGGCUGCUAUCAUCAUCCUGCUACUCAAAAUAUGGAAAAGCAGGUCGUGUGCAGGUAUCUCUGGAAAGAGCCAAAUCCUUUUUGCCAUAGUGUUCACCACACGUUACUUGGAUCUGCUCUCUUCAUUCAUCUCCCUCUAUAACACAUGCAUGAAGGUGAUCUACAUCGGUUGUGCAUAUGCCACAGUCUACCUGAUCUACGUGAAGUUCAGGGCCACCUAUGAUGGCAACCAUGACAGUUUCAGAGUGGAGUUCCUGGUUGUUCCUGUUGGAGGUCUCGCUGUUCUCAUCAACCACGACUUCUCUUUCCUAGAAAUCCUGUGGACGUUCUCCAUCUACCUGGAGUCGGUAGCAAUCCUGCCUCAGCUCUUCAUGAUCACCAGGACUGGCGAGGCCGAGACGAUCACCACCCACUACCUGUUCUGCCUGGGCCUGUAUAGAGCCCUCUAUCUCUUCAACUGGAUCUGGCGUUUCUACUUUGAAGGCUUCUUUGACAUGAUUGCCAUCGUGGCCGGCGUGGUCCAGACUAUCCUCUACUGUGACUUCUUCUACCUUUAUGUCACCAAAGUGUUGAAAGGCAAGAAGCUGAGCCUGCCGGCGUAAAAAGACCAGGAGACGGCGACUCCCAGCAGACUCAGGGGGUGUGGAGAUGACAUCAUGGAAUCUCGUGACCUACAGGAAAAGAUGCCUGAGACAGACAGCCAACUAUCGGGGAAAAACACUAGUCUUCUUAAUGAUUGCUGAUGGAACUGGUAAAUGCCAACAAGCACCAGGGCUGAACAAAGAUCAUCCCAAAUCAACCUUUGGAUUUCUGUGUUCAGCAUCUUGCCUUAAACUUCUUUUCAUUGCUGUUCAAAUAGGAGAAAAGGCUUUUUUUUUUUUCUACAUGUGAGGUGUAUACGCUUAUUUUUUUAUUUUUUUAUAAUGUCACAAAUAGGGUCGACUCUUGAGAAGUACCUUGUUUGGCUUGGUAAUGAAAUGCACAAAUGUACAGUCUUAUUAAAGAGUGAGAUAAAGAGUAAUGUAUCCGAGUGCCUGAUGAGGAUUGUAUCCGGUUUCUCACAGUAUUUUUAUUUUAUUUUUUGUCUAGAUAACCGUAUGCAUAUACUAUAAUACAUGUAUUCUCUCUUGGAGACAUUAAAGGAGGCCAACAACAAAAUCUCAUGCCAACACACGCAUCGAUUUUGCAAAAUCGUUGCUGUACAGAAUUGCUCAAAACAACAUUUUAACUGGUUCCUCUCGUCUAAAAAUCUGAACACUUUUGUAAGCAGAACUCAUAGGUGCAUUUGUAGUUUCAUCUUAAAUUAACGAAUCAAACCAUGAUUACAUUACUUUCAUGCCAGCAGUCUUUUUGUCAUAGAUGCCAGUGCUUUCAAAGCUCAUUUGGAAUUAAAAACUUUUCAUGUGUUCAUUUUAUUAUUAUUUUUAUCUCCGCUUACUGUAUUGAAUGCAUCAGUUGUUCUACAGCUUUAAUAUAGAUUUCAUACAGUCUUAAAACAUCACACUUUGAAUGUAGAUAGAGCACAAACCUUGUUUCUGCCACUAAUUGCGCCCCACUGGCAAACUUCUGAACACCUUCCAGCAGUGACUUGUCAGUUAUGUCAAGGUUGGAAUCAAUAAAGUCAGAGUAAAGCAAUAAUGAACGACUGAAGAACGAUCUCUCGUCUCCUAGUGGGACAGAGAAGCGUGCAGAUAUUUGGCUUGAGAAACCUGCAGCCCUUUGGUUGUGAUAUUUCAGUCGUUCAGUGUGUGUCUGGAGUGUGACCAGAUAAACCGAUUGGACAUUGUGCUGCUCAGUAAUUGAGUCAGGGUGAUCACGGUGUUCACUGAGCGCAUUUCUAUUAAAGUUAAAGGCCUCUUGUUAAUUUCGACUUUUUCAAAUUAGUCAUUCCUAAAGGAUUAUUUCAGCUCUUUGUCAUUUUUUGCAUGAUAUCACCUCCAUUAAAGAUUUUAUGAGAAUCA
Molecule: messenger RNA, 2154 nt
Organism: Chelmon rostratus (copperband butterflyfish)
Lineage: Eukaryota; Metazoa; Chordata; Actinopteri; Chaetodontiformes; Chaetodontidae
Product: ER lumen protein-retaining receptor 2-like
Exons: 5
Coding region: 157-795 (212 amino acids)
Biological process (GO): protein retention in ER lumen; endoplasmic reticulum to Golgi vesicle-mediated transport
Cellular component (GO): membrane; cis-Golgi network; endoplasmic reticulum
Molecular function (GO): ER lumen protein retrieval receptor activity
Source: RefSeq, a predicted model, not a curated record